AUGACCCACCCCGAUAUGUAUGAACUCUCCCCUCUCGAAGCUCUUCAGGGGCAUGUUGUUAUUCUUGCAGUGAAAACUGACAUUGCGGGUUUUCCCUCCAGCUCCGUCGACGUCCUCGUCAUUGGUGCCGGACCUACUGGUCUUGGUGCUGCUAAGCGUCUCAACCAGAUCGAUGGCCCCUCAUGGAUGAUUGUUGACAGCAACGAGACUCCUGGUGGCCUUGCUUCUACCGAUGUUACCCCCGAGGGAUUCCUCUACGAUGUCGGUGGUCACGUCAUCUUCUCCCACUACAAGUAUUUCGACGACUGCCUCGAUGAGGCCCUUCCGAAGGAGGAUGAUUGGUACACCCACCAGCGUAUCUCCUACGUACGCUGCCAAGGCCAAUGGGUCCCAUAUCCUUUCCAGAACAACAUUUCCAUGCUUCCCAAGGAGGAGCAGGUCAAGUGCAUCGAUGGCAUGAUCGAUGCCGCUCUUGAGGCUCGUGUCGCCAACACCAAGCCCAAGACCUUUGACGAGUGGAUUGUUCGCAUGAUGGGCACCGGUAUCGCCGACCUUUUCAUGAGGCCCUACAACUUCAAGGUCUGGGCUGUGCCCACUACCAAGGCUGAUGUAAAUCAGAUGCAAUGCGCCUGGCUCGGUGAGCGUGUUGCUGCUCCCAAUCUCAAGGCCGUGACGACCAACGUUAUCCUCGGCAAGACCGCUGGUAACUGGGGUCCGAACGCUACAUUCCGCUUCCCCGCCCGUGGCGGUACUGGUGGUAUCUGGAUUGCCGUGGCCAACACUCUCCCUAAGGAGAGAACCCGCUUCGGUGAGAAGGGUAAGGUUACCAAGGUCAAUGCCAACAACAAGACGGUGACGCUGCAGGACGGCACCACCAUCGGCUACAAGAAGCUUGUCUCCACCAUGGCUGUUGAUUUCUUGGCCGAGGCCAUGAACGACCAGGAGCUCGUUGGUCUCACCAAGCAGCUGUUCUACUCUUCCACCCACGUCAUCGGUGUUGGUGUUCGUGGCUCCCGCCCCGAGAGAAUCGGUGACAAGUGCUGGCUCUACUUCCCCGAGGACAACUGCCCUUUCUACCGUGCCACCAUCUUCUCCAACUACUCCCCUUACAACCAGCCUGAGGCCUCGAAGAAGCUUCCCACCAUGCAGCUUGCCGAUGGCUCCAGGCCUCAGAGCACUGAGGCCAAGGAGGGCCCUUAUUGGUCUAUCAUGUUGGAGGUCUCCGAAUCCUCUAUGAAGCCUGUUAACCAGGAGACUAUCCUGGCCGACUGCAUCCAGGGUCUGGUCAAUACCGAGAUGUUGAAGCCCACCGAUGAGAUUGUCUCCACCUACCACCGCCGCUUCGACCAUGGCUACCCCACCCCCACACUGGAGCGUGAGGGUGCUCUCACUCAGAUCCUGCCCAAGUUGCAAGACAAGGACAUUUGGUCUCGUGGCCGCUUCGGUAGCUGGCGCUACGAGGUUGGCAACCAGGACCACUCCUUCAUGCUGGGUGUCGAAGCCGUUGACAACAUUGUCAACGGUGCUGUUGAGCUCACUCUCAACUACCCCGACUUCGUCAACGGUCGUCAGAACACUGAAAGACGUCUGGUGGACGGUGCUCAGGUAUUCGCCAAGAGCAAGGCCCAGUAA
Molecule: messenger RNA, 1632 nt
Organism: Aspergillus fumigatus Af293
Lineage: Eukaryota; Fungi; Ascomycota; Eurotiomycetes; Eurotiales; Aspergillaceae
Source: RefSeq, a predicted model, not a curated record